Messenger RNA from Hypanus sabinus (Atlantic stingray), 624 nucleotides. RefSeq names its product limbic system-associated membrane protein-like. NCBI's taxonomy places the organism in Eukaryota, Metazoa, Chordata, Chondrichthyes, Myliobatiformes, Dasyatidae. The transcript has 3 exons. The coding region runs from base 85 to 624 and encodes 179 amino acids. Gene Ontology annotation, cellular component: neuron projection. The record is from RefSeq and is a predicted model, not a curated record.
UAUUAGUGAAGACAGCUUUAGUGUUGCCAGAGUGUUUGGGAGAGCUUUUUCUUUUUAGUCCGGCCUGCUUGUACUGCCCUGACAAUGGUAUCUCGGGGUCCUUUUUAUCAGCGCCCACUACCCGCAAUCCUUCUGAGAUUUCUCUGCCUUCUUCCAACAGGACUGCCGGUUAGAAGCGUGGACUUCUCCAGGGGGACGGACAACAUCACCAUCAGGCAGGGAAAUACGGCUAUCCUCAGGUGCUAUGUUGAUGAUAGGAUCUCAAAGGUUGCCUGGCUGAACCGAUCCAAUAUUAUUUUUGCUGGAAAUGACAAAUGGUCCUUGGACCCUCGAGUUACUCUGUUGACCAGUGCACACUUAGAGUAUAGCCUUCAGAUUCAGCAAGUGGAUGUAACUGAUGAAGGUCCUUACACAUGCUCAGUGCAGACCCAGCACCAACCGAAGACCUAUCAAGUGCAUCUGAUUGUGCAAGUUCCACCAAAGAUCUACAACAUCUCUUCUAAUAUCACCGUCAAUGAAGGCAGCAAUGUCACUCUUGUGUGCUUAGCUAAUGGAAGACCAGAGCCUGUCAUAAAUUGGAGACACAUUUCUCCUUCAGGUAAGAGUAAUGUUUAUCAUUUCUGA